AUGUUGAAACCUCUCAGGACUGAAGUCCAAGAGACUAGAGCUUUGUCAAGCGACAAAGCAGAGAACCCCACUCGACCGAGGAGGGCCAGAUCUGUUGUCCUAUUACAUGUAAGUACUAGAAAUAUAGAUUCUCAUAAAAUUGAAUUAUGGCAGGGAAAUUUGGUGCCAAAUGCUUCAACAUUUCCAUCUGGAAUCAAGGCAUUAGCAGAUUAUGUCCACAGCAAAGGGUUGAAGCUUGGGAUUUACUCUGAUGCUGGAACUCGAACUUGUAGUGGGACUAUGCCUGGAUCCCUAGGCCAUGAGGAACAAGAUGCAAAGACUUUUGCUUCCUGGGGUAUUGACUACUUGAAGUAUGAUAAUUGUAACAAUGAUGGCACAAGUCCAAAGGAAAGGUAUCGAAAAAUGAGCAAAGCUUUAUUGAAUUGUGGGAGAUCCAUCUUCUUUUCUCUUUGUGAAUGGGGACAAGAAGACCCAGCCACUUGGGCUGCUGAAAUAGGAAAUAGCUGGAGAACAACAGGUGACAUCGAAGAUAAGUGGGAAAGCAUGACAUCACGUGCUGAUCAAAAUGACAAAUGGGCAUCUUAUGCUGGACCUGGAGGGUGGAAUGAUCCGGACAUGCUUGAAGUUGGAAAUGGAGGCAUGACAACAAAGGAGUAUCGUGCUCAUUUUAGCAUUUGGGCAAUAGCCAAGGCUCCUUUGUUGAUUGGGUGCGACAUUCGAGCAAUGGACAAUGUGACAUUAGAAUUACUCGGCAAUGAAGAGGUUAUCGCAGUCAAUCAAGACAAAUUGGGAGUUCAAGGGAAAAAAGUCAAGAAGGAUGGGGAUCUGGAGGUUUGGGCUGGUCCUCUCAGUGAUGGCAAGGUAGCUGUAGUUCUGUGGAAUCGAGGGCCAUCAAAUGCUAGGGUUUCUGCUAAUUGGUCUGACAUUGGCCUUAAAUCAACAACAGUGGUUGGUGCACGUGAUUUAUGGGAGCAAUUAUCAGAGUCAUUAGUGGACGAACAACUCUCUGCUAAUCUUGAGUCUCAUGCUUCUCGAAUGUACGUUUUAACUCCCCGAUAAAGCUAUGAUUGUCCAAGAGAACUGAAGGCUUCGCAGUUUGCAUUCAAUAAUAUUUGAACAAGACUUGUAAUUUCUAUUUUUUUUUUGUUGUCAUUUGUAUGGCUCGAUAAAUCCAAUUAUACAUAGUGGAGCUUUCCAUUUCGAAGCACCUAUAAAACUUAGUUUUACACCCUCCAACUACUUAUUAACAUCUAACGAUUCUUCAAUUUUAAAAAUAUACUAGACUACAAUUU
Messenger RNA from Carya illinoinensis, 1292 nucleotides. RefSeq names its product alpha-galactosidase-like. The record is from RefSeq and is a predicted model, not a curated record. NCBI's taxonomy places the organism in Eukaryota, Viridiplantae, Streptophyta, Magnoliopsida, Fagales, Juglandaceae. Gene Ontology annotation, biological process: carbohydrate metabolic process. Bases 1 to 1059 code for a protein of 352 amino acids. The transcript is spliced from 12 exons. Gene Ontology annotation, molecular function: hydrolase activity, hydrolyzing O-glycosyl compounds.